CUCGCCAACGCCACGGCCGUCUGCUCGAUCGAUGGCGCCUCCUUCUUCCACGAUUUCCCACUGCAUUCGUACUCGCGUCUACUUCAUCUUCGAUGGAGGGAGACACGGCCGACUGCGACUCAUACACUUGCCGCAGAGAGCGUCGCAAUCGCCAGCAUUGGCGACGGCGUUCCUCCAGAGCCUCCUGCAGCUGGUCAGCCACAUCGGCUUGUCCUACGCCAACAACAUCGUCAUUAAGCGAACCGGUGACGAGACCUGGUCCUAUGAAAACGUCCGUCAAGUACUCGACCUCCUGGAGGACGCGGAAGUCACGCUGAAUCUCAAGCCCACCUGGUGCGGCACGACGGGCGUCCCCGUGCUAAGCACCCUUUGGUCGGCAGGCGGUAUUCGCCCGGCUGAUGAGCGCAUCGCUGAUAUCCUUGCGCUUCCCACCCCUAGCAUACUGAGCAACCUGCGCUCGGCAGCCGCGAUGGUGCGAUAACUGUCAAUGUUUAGACCUAACCACGGGUUUCUGCUAGCGCCUGUACCGUUACAUCGGACGAAGCCGAGGUCGCGCUGGAAUGCUGAUGUGCAAUCGGCCUGGGAGGCAGUGCGGGCGGUGACAGCCGCGGCCUACUCGCUUCACUUCCAUAUGCCCGGCGAGCAGCUAGUCGG
Molecule: messenger RNA, 654 nt
Organism: Tilletiaria anomala UBC 951
Lineage: Eukaryota; Fungi; Basidiomycota; Exobasidiomycetes; Georgefischeriales; Tilletiariaceae
Exons: 1
Coding region: 32-481 (149 amino acids)
Source: RefSeq, a predicted model, not a curated record